AUGGAAAUCGAUCCAGUUCUUGCCGAGAGUCGGCGUCGGACCUGGUGGAUGGUCUACGUGGUUGAUGCCCAUUACUGCAUCAUCCGUCGAGACUUCAAGACGGCAUUAAUAGGUGCUGAGAACAGCGUGGACCUGCCUUGUGAGGAUGACUCUUACGACCAAUUGACAAUACCGCCUACUGCGUCGACCAUGUCGGACUACCAGUGCCGUGAGUAUGCAUUGGGCGACAAGACAUUCUCUUCCUUUACCUACCUGGUCGAUGCCAAUCGCAUAUACGUCAAGGCCAUACGCUCCUCCACACAGUAUUCGGGAAUUUCCCAGUCAGAGAUUAUCUGCGGCAAUAUGGAAGCCGAAAUAGCCUCCUGGUCCAUCAUGCUGCCGUCUUCAAAGCGGAACCUCCCAGUCCAGCAGGACGCCAUGGAUCAGCUAAUGUUCCAAGCGCACAUAAUGACGUAUACUUACAACGCGGCCGAGGCCCUGUCAGACUGCGGGAGCCCUCCCCCGCCUCUGCGCCCUGAAGUCAGCAUCGGCAGCAUCAUGGAUCAUCAGAAGCACGCAGACAAGUUAUUCGACGCCAUUCGAAAGCAAAAUCAGUGUCUAAUUCUGCUGCCCAUGCGCGCCGCCCAAAUGUCCCCGUUUCUCAUCUGCAACGUCGCAUGCUGCACGGUUGCCCACCUGGUGGCCUGCAGAAGGGCGUUUGAGCCAGACGAGGCCGAGAUUGCACGAUGCCGGAUCCGAGUCUCCAUGGGCACCCUCAAGCACUACGAGGAUAUUUGGCCCAAGGCAAAAGAUUCUAACACAAUUGAAGAAAAUUGCCCACGCCAUCCUUCAGGCCGGAGCUGUGGCUCAGACGCCAAGUGCUGA
Metarhizium acridum CQMa 102 is the source of this 864-nucleotide messenger RNA. The record is from RefSeq and is a predicted model, not a curated record. NCBI's taxonomy places the organism in Eukaryota, Fungi, Ascomycota, Sordariomycetes, Hypocreales, Clavicipitaceae.